AUGGGUCUCACCUUCUCCAAGUUGUUCGACCGCCUAUGGGGCAGAAAGGAGAUGCGAAUUCUGAUGGUCGGUCUUGACGCAGCCGGAAAGACCACCAUCCUGUAUAAGCUGAAGUUGGGUGAAAUCGUCACCACCAUCCCCACAAUCGGUCAGUCACCCUCCCCUUCUCCUCCGGGGCCGUUCUCCACCAGUUUCAACGUCGAGACUGUCGAAUACAAGAACAUUCAGUUUACCGUGUGGGAUGUCGGUGGUCAGGACAAGAUCCGUCCUCUCUGGAGACACUACUUCCAAAACACUCAGGGUAUUAUCUUCGUCGUCGAUAGCAACGAUCGCGAUCGUAUUGUCGAGGCCCGGGAAGAGUUGCAGCGCAUGUUGAACGAGGAUGAACUCCGUGAUGCUCUUCUCCUUGUUUUCGCUAACAAGCAAGAUUUGCCGAAUGCCAUGAGCCCCGCCGAGAUCACCCAGCAGCUUGGUCUGCAAAGUCUCACUCGUCGUCCUUGGUACAUCCAAUCUACCUGCGCUACCACCGGUGACGGUCUGUACGAGGGUCUCGAGUGGCUCGCCGAUGCUUUGCGGAAAACGAACCGUGAUUAA
Aspergillus bombycis is the source of this 594-nucleotide messenger RNA. RefSeq names its product putative ADP-ribosylation factor (gene arfA). Gene Ontology annotation, molecular function: GTPase activity; GTP binding. The transcript is spliced from 4 exons. The record is from RefSeq and is a predicted model, not a curated record. NCBI's taxonomy places the organism in Eukaryota, Fungi, Ascomycota, Eurotiomycetes, Eurotiales, Aspergillaceae. Gene Ontology annotation, cellular component: cytoplasm; plasma membrane. The coding region runs from base 1 to 594 and encodes 197 amino acids. Gene Ontology annotation, biological process: intracellular protein transport; vesicle-mediated transport.